Heterostelium album PN500 is the source of this 258-nucleotide messenger RNA. RefSeq lists its product as uncharacterized. The coding region runs from base 1 to 258 and encodes 85 amino acids. Lineage: Eukaryota; Evosea; Eumycetozoa; Acytosteliales; Acytosteliaceae. The record is from RefSeq and is a predicted model, not a curated record. The transcript has a single exon.
AUGGGAAAGUCGAGUUAUCAAAUAAUAAAUGAAGAAUGGUUCGAAUUUGAAUUAGCAAUCUAUAAGAUUAGAGAAGACAAGGUUCGAGAUUGGUUAUUAAACAGAUUAAGAAAAGUUUACACGAUCUUCGAUGAAGACUUUAGAAAAGGUAGAGAAGAAGCCGUCAAGAGAGAGAAACAACACUUGGCAAGAGAAAUCAAACUUCAUUUAUCUGAUGAUGAUUACAUUGCACCUCUUUCACAAUGGUUAACAAAAUAG